Hibiscus syriacus is the source of this 1588-nucleotide messenger RNA. RefSeq names its product zinc finger protein SHOOT GRAVITROPISM 5-like. The coding region runs from base 242 to 1426 and encodes 394 amino acids. Gene Ontology annotation, molecular function: DNA-binding transcription factor activity. The record is from RefSeq and is a predicted model, not a curated record. Gene Ontology annotation, cellular component: nucleus. NCBI's taxonomy places the organism in Eukaryota, Viridiplantae, Streptophyta, Magnoliopsida, Malvales, Malvaceae. The transcript is spliced from 3 exons.
UCAAUCAAUGAAACAACAAACAAAAAGAAAACUUCUAAGAAAGCUGAUAGCAGAAAUCAAUAGCUUUUCUUCUUCUCCUUUUCUUCCUUUCUCCGCCCUUUUUCCUGUUAACAGUAAAGCUGAAGCCAAAAGAUGAAUUGAUUUUUUCUCGAAGCUUCAAAUUCAAUUCACCAGCACAACAAUCUCUAUCCCAAUACAUAUAAUCCAUCAAAAGGAUCCAACUUCAACAGCAAGCAAGCAAAUGUUGGAAAAAACACCUACUGUUUCUGCACUUCCAUCCUCCUCCUCUGAUCUUCUCACUCUCUCUCCUUUCGAAAACGGCGCCGUCCCGAAAAGGAAAAGAAAGCCAGCCGGCACUCCAGAUCCAGAAGCAGAAGUGGUUUCAUUAUCCCCAAGAACACUGCUGGAAUCCGACAGUUAUGUGUGUGAUAUCUGUAACCAAGGGUUCCAACGAGACCAGAACCUUCAAAUGCAUCGGAGAAGGCACAAGGUGCCGUGGAAGUUGUUGAAAAGGCCGGAUAAUCAAGACACAGCGGUGAAGAAGAAGGUGUUCGUUUGCCCCGAGCCGAGCUGUUUGCACCACCACCCUUGCCAUGCCCUCGGAGAUCUGGUCGGCAUAAAGAAACAUUUCAGAAGGAAGCACAGCGACAACAAGCAGUGGGUUUGCUCUAAGUGCUGCAAAGGCUACGCCGUUCAGUCCGAUUAUAAGGCUCAUCUCAAGACUUGUGGCACAAAAGGCCAUUCCUGUGACUGUGGCCAUGUUUUUUCCAGGGUGGAGACUUUCAUCGAACACCAAGAUAUUUGCACUGUUCGACGAGUUCAACCUCAAUUCCAGGCUCGAACAGCUUCAACCGCCACUCCGUCACGCGAUGCAAGCUUUAGCUUAUCGCCGUUGCUGGUACCGGAAUCAGCUCGGGCUCUUGAACUUCAGCUUCUGCCGUCGUCGAGCACUCACUCACGGCGGAACUUAGAUGAGAAUUGCUCGACUCAUUUAAAGCUAUCCAUUGGAUCAAACUCGAAUGAAUUGAGUAGUACAGAAGCGAACAAGUGGAAUGAUAGUGAAGCAGAAAUGUUGGAAGAAGAAGCGACUAGGUUGAAGGAGUUGGCGACGGAGCAGCUGAAGCUAGCCAUGGCGGAGAAAGCCUACGCCGAGAAGGGUCGACAAGAAGCAAAACGGGAGAUGGAGAUGGCCGAGAUUGAAUUCGCGAGUGCAAAGAGGAUAAAGCAACAAGCUCGAAGUGAACUGGAGAGAGCUCAAAUGUUGAAAGAUGAAUCGACAAAGAAGAUGAAAUCAACGAUCAUGCAAAUCACUUGUCAAGCAUGUAAGAAUAAAUUCUUAACUUCCAUGGCAAUGGUUCCGGCUGAUGAAACCUCGCUGGCUAUGAGUUACAUGUCGUCCGCCACAACAGAAGAGGAAGGAGAAUGAUCAUAUAUAAAACCUUAUUCAGCAAAGAAAAUAAAGCUGAAAAUGGUGGAUGUUUAGCACUUGAAUCUCUUCGUUUUUUUAAUCUGCAUGUUGAGUUUUCUUCUUCUUUAAUUUCGGGUUCUUGUAAACUGUUCCUAUAAACUGUCCCUGAAUUGAUUUUAA